Ipomoea nil (Japanese morning glory) is the source of this 1242-nucleotide messenger RNA. RefSeq lists its product as uncharacterized. The record is from RefSeq and is a predicted model, not a curated record. The coding region runs from base 60 to 1010 and encodes 316 amino acids. Lineage: Eukaryota; Viridiplantae; Streptophyta; Magnoliopsida; Solanales; Convolvulaceae. The transcript is spliced from 11 exons.
UCAGAACUCAACUCCUUUAUUAUUCCUGAAUUGCGUCUCAGAAACACGCAGUCGCAGACAUGGCGAUGCAGACCGGUGUCGCUGCCUCCAAAGUUCUCGUAUUGGUCGGCGCAGGCUUGACUGGGUCAAUAGUAUUAAGGAGUGGACGAUUGUCUGAUUUAAUUUCACAGCUUCAGGAGUUGAUUAAAGGUGUAAAUGAGGCCGAAACAUCACCUGGGAAAUAUGAUGCUGCUCUUCUAGCUGCUCAGAUUCGACAGUUGGCACAAGAGAUUAGGCAGAUAAGUAUCACAAGUCCAGCAACCAUCUUCAACAGUGGUUCUUCCGAUAGGAGUUAUGCUUCUUACCUUCUUCCGGCUGCUGCAAUUGGAGCAGUGGGAUAUUGUUACAUGAAGUGGAAGGGUUGGUCAUUCUCAGAUGUUAUGUUUGUUACAAAGAGUAAUAUGGCAAAUGCUGUUGCUUCUGUCUCAAAGCAGUUAGAGAAUGUAUCUGAUGCAUUGGCUUCUACAAAGAGGCAUCUGUCAAAAAGGCUUGAAAACUUGGAUUGGAAGCUGGAUGAGCAGAAGGAGAUGUCAACGCUUAUUGCAAAUGAUGUAAAGGAAGUAAAGUCAAAUCUAAAUCAAAUUGGAUACGACAUUGACUUAAUUCAUCAGAUGGUGUCUGGAUUGGAAGGCAAAAUUGAACUUCUUGAGAAUAACCAGGAUAUCACUAAUUCUGGUGUGUGGUAUUUGUGCCAAGUGGCUGGGGAGAUUGAAAGUGGUCAGAAUGCUAAGCUUAUUGAGGAUGUUGGUGCUAAGUUAAUACAGCAUUCAAAAUUGUUACCUAUAGAAAAUUCAGUAAAGGGGCUUCAGUUCAUUGUUGAAUCUGAUGAAUCAAGUGCAAACCAAGAUGCAGACGUAAAUGCAAGUAAAAUAGCUGAUUCUCCCCAAGUCGGUGCUAAUCCUCCCAAAAUUGUUACAGCUAACAAAACCAAGAUUCACAGGUCCUAUCGGGUUGGGUUGGGUUGUCUUUGACUACAAGUAUGUUGGGUGCCGAUAAUUGUCAAGAUUACACACUAUUAUUUUGCCCUGGAUGUGCAUGAUCAGCGUUGGCUCAAUUUUUUUGUAAUGAUAUCCUCAAUUUUUUGAGGUUUGAAUGGCCUGUUGAUGUGUAAUACGUAAUUCGUGCAGGCUGAAUUGUAAUAUUUCCUCUCACAUAGAAAAAUACCGUUUAUUGUUACAUUAGAGUAUUAUUGUUUUUUGUUUU